Chinchilla lanigera (long-tailed chinchilla) is the source of this 3196-nucleotide messenger RNA. RefSeq names its product nuclear receptor subfamily 2, group E, member 1 (gene Nr2e1). Lineage: Eukaryota; Metazoa; Chordata; Mammalia; Rodentia; Chinchillidae. Gene Ontology annotation, biological process: cell differentiation; anatomical structure development; negative regulation of transcription by RNA polymerase II. Gene Ontology annotation, molecular function: nuclear receptor activity; RNA polymerase II cis-regulatory region sequence-specific DNA binding; zinc ion binding. The transcript is spliced from 9 exons. The record is from RefSeq and is a predicted model, not a curated record. Bases 725 to 1882 code for a protein of 385 amino acids.
CAGAGCGCUUCUGGAGAUAUUACAGGGGACCCAGCCCGCAGCGACAGGCACAAAGUCACGGGGUAAUGAACUUCGGGGACCCUUUGCCGCUGCGUGCGCGGCUCUCCCCGGAAACCCGGACCCGGCCGCCGCUCUCUCCUAAGAUUUCCUAGCAAUCUAGUUUUCCCGCUGCACUCUUGGGUGCUGGCAGCUCGGAGCCCAUCUGCCUCUGAGACUGCGGUUGUGUGUCUCAUCUUUCUUAACAUCAGCGGUCUGUAGAGAUUUGCCAACAUUCUGCAUGCCUGGGUAGAGGGAGAGAUUGAAGACUGAGUGACGGGAAUGGGGAAAGAGAGAGCUUUUGCCUUCUUUGCACCGUAGGAAAGCCAUUUUCGUGUCUCAUUCCGGUCCUUCAGUUCCUCCCUCGUGCUGUCCUCCCUUCUUCUUCAGCCUGCUGUCCAUCCCUCCAUCUGUCUGUGCAUCUGUGUGUCCAUCUCGAGCAGCAUUCCCAGCAGCUGCAGUUUUGCAAGAGCCGGGAAUAAACUUAAGGAUGCUUAAAUCUCCACUGUGGAACGAAUUUUGAGCGGCUGGAGAAGAGUGCCGCGGGCGAGCGAUACCCACCUGCCCAGCCCCGGAGCCUCGCAGGCUGGAGAGCGGCUGGCGAGCUGCGGCGCCCGGCAGCGAGGCGGGCGCUGCCGGUCGGGACUCGGGCAGUGCCCACCAGCCGCUUCGUCCCGGGACCGCCAGCAUGAGCAAGCCGGCCGGAUCAACAAGCCGCAUUUUAGAUAUUCCCUGCAAAGUGUGUGGCGACCGCAGCUCUGGGAAGCACUACGGGGUCUACGCUUGCGACGGCUGCUCCGGGUUUUUCAAGCGGAGCAUCAGGAGGAAUCGGACUUACGUCUGCAAGUCUGGAAAUCAGGGAGGCUGCCCGGUAGACAAGACACACCGAAACCAGUGCCGGGCGUGUCGGCUGAAGAAGUGUUUGGAAGUCAACAUGAACAAAGAUGCCGUGCAGCACGAGCGCGGGCCUCGGACGUCCACCAUCCGCAAACAGGUGGCCCUGUACUUCCGCGGACACAAGGAGGACAACGGGGCGGCCGCGCACUUCCCCUCCGCGGCGCUGCCCACCCCGGCCUUCUUCACUGCGGUCACACAGCUGGAGCCGCACGGCCUGGAGCUCGCCGCCGUGUCCGCCACCCCCGAGCGGCAGACCCUAGUGAGCCUGGCUCAGCCCACGCCCAAGUACCCCCAUGAAGUGAACGGGACCCCGAUGUAUCUAUAUGAAGUGGCCACAGAGUCCGUGUGUGAAUCAGCUGCCAGGCUACUUUUUAUGAGCAUCAAGUGGGCUAAGAGUGUGCCAGCUUUCUCCACGCUGUCCUUGCAAGACCAGCUGAUGCUUUUGGAAGAUGCUUGGAGAGAACUGUUUGUUCUAGGAAUAGCACAAUGGGCCAUUCCGGUUGAUGCUAACACUCUACUGGCUGUAUCUGGCAUGAAUGGUGACAACACAGAUUCCCAGAAGCUGAACAAGAUCAUAUCUGAAAUUCAGGCUUUACAAGAGGUGGUAGCUCGGUUCAGACAGCUCCGGUUAGACGCUACUGAAUUUGCCUGUCUGAAAUGCAUCGUCACUUUCAAAGCUGUGCCCACACACAGUGGUUCUGAACUGAGAAGUUUCCGGAAUGCUGCUGCCAUUGCAGCUCUUCAGGACGAGGCUCAGCUAACGCUCAACAGCUACAUCCAUACCAGAUAUCCCACUCAACCUUGUCGCUUUGGAAAACUCCUGUUGCUCUUGCCAGCUUUACGUUCUAUCAGCCCAUCAACCAUAGAAGAAGUGUUUUUCAAAAAAACCAUCGGCAAUGUGCCAAUUACGAGACUGCUUUCAGAUAUGUACAAAUCCAGUGAUAUCUAAACUCGCCAAGUACCAGCUUUUCAGGAUGGGACAGUAUCAGAUGAACUUCUACCCGUGGAGAACAAGCCUCAACUAACAAACCCUUCAGGAAGCAUAAAUCUGGGAAUGUGUAGCUUUCAGGAAAAAUGCCAGUGGAUUCAAAACAGUUCCAGUAGCUGUGACCUGCUGCCUCAAUCGGGGCAGGGCAGCCCGGAAGGAAAGGGGGCGCAGUGGGACCAUCUGAUGGCAGACUCGUCACCGCGGUGCCCGGGAGGGGCGACCUGGGGGCUGCUGCAGGCCAAGCCACUCUGCCUCUGACCUGGGAGAUCUGGCAGAGCCAUCAAAUGCUGAAAGACCAGUCAUGCUUUCUUUUCCUUUUUAGCACAUAAAGUUGGGUGACCAAAUAUAGUUCUGUGUAUAACAUCAUACUGCGGCCUUCAGAAAUACGUUAUGUUGGAGCAUUUAUUUUUAAAAUAAUGGUUAGGUUUUAAAUCAAAAAUAUUAUUGAAAGUUUCCCUUCUAUUGUAAUACAUCAUUAAGUGGCCUUCAGAACCAAGGUAAUAUGUGAAAAGUAGCUUAUGCUGUGUGGUUUGCUUUUACUCUAUCUCUUUCCCCACCUCCUUUUCUCUUUCUUUUGUUCUUUCUUCUCCUUUUCCUUUUUUUUUUUUUAAUACCGUAGGCCAGGCAACCUUGUCAAAGGAAUUGGUGGAUGGAAACGAGAUUCUCUCCAGGACUUCCGGUUGGGUAACAUCUCAAAAAUAGAAGAGCUUUACUAAAGGAAGACAAGAUGAGAGAGGAUGAGGAAAAACAGCAAAACCAAAUAAAGUGGAGCUGAGUGAUCGGGUGAGGCGGAGCGCUGUCCCGUUAUCGAGGUGAUGAGACCAAAGGCAACGGGUCCAAACUCAUGGCUAAGCGCUCACACCAGGCGGCGGAACAGACACCGUGCCAGAAGGGACUUCAAGGAGAUGAAUGCUGAGAGCUUUCAUGACUGAUCCAUUGCUGAUGGCCUGAGACUCUUCAAUGCUCUUCAGGAAACUCUGGUUUCUAGUAAAGCCUUGAAUGCACAUGCAGAUAAACAUGUGCACGCGCCGCAUCGCCCCACGCCAUCAGCUGCUCCUUUGGUAUGAAUCGAUACUUAUGGAAACGUAGACACAAACAUUUUUAAAUAGCUGCUGUACUUUUCACACUUUGAUCUAUUAGAUACUAGCACUGAGGAAAAAAUCCAGCACUUGGACUAUCAUAGGAUGAGUAAAACUUUUCUUGUACAGAGUGAAUUAACUGAUUUGUGAAAAAGGUUGUACUCAUUGUAUUUACAAAGAAUAAAAAUAUAUUGAA